UGUCUUUAUUUUUAAUAACUGCACACAUGUACAUACAUGUUCUUUAACUGAGUAAACAUUAUUAAUAAUGGUUUGUAUCUGGAUGCGUUAGUCUGAGCGCACUUUGACGUUUCUCGUGCUAUCGUAGCUUAGCUUGUUAGCUGCGAGCAAACCGAGGUGGAAAUGAUUCAACGUCGCUAAGCAGAGAUCAAGUUUAAGUGUCAAGUGUUGGGAUUGUGUGAAAAUGUGCGAAAAAACGACAGCAGAAUACGAGGAGGAACUUUCUCCAACAAAAGAGGAGAAGGAGCGACAACAUCAACUACUGGACGCUGGUUUUGAAACGCAUCAAGUUGUGUUACACAGAACAGACGUUCAGCAGCCCCCCCACAUUAAAGAGGAAGAAGAGGAGCUUCGGAUCACUCAGGAGGAAGAGUGUCUUCUUGGACAGGAGGAGGCUGAUCUCACCAAGUUUCCACUGACUGUUGUCUCGGUGAAGACCGAAGAGCAUGAAGAGAAACCACCUGAGUGCUCCCAGCUUCAUCACGGUCCAAGACUCAGUGGAGAACAUGUUCUCCCGAAGGAGCCGCGGACCCGCCACAUUAAAAAAGAAGCAGAGCCGCAACUUCUUCACAUUAAGGAGGAACAUGAGCCACAGUCCACCCACAUUAAAGAUGAAAAGGAGGAGCCGCAGCCCCUUCACACUGAGGAGGAAGAACACGGCAUCCGGGAGAAGUUCCCAUUGAUUACUGAUCCUGUUAAGAAUGAAGAUGGUGAGGUCAAAGGUGAGAGAGAGGUGGAGCCUCCAAGCAGCAGCUCAACUCAUCACAUGUCAACAGAAGCUGAUGGAGGAUCACAAGCAGACACACUUUUAGCUCCAUUGUCAGAUAGUGAGGACAUGUCCCACUCUCCUGACACUGAUGAUGAAGACUCUGAAACUGAUAAGACCGACAACACAAGCUUGAAAUGCUCUCACUGCGACAAAACCUUUAAAUACCAAUUCUAUCUGAAAACACACAUGAGAAUGCACACCGGAGAAAAACCCUUUUCAUGCUCAAUCUGCGGUUUAGGUUUUACACAGAGCGGAAGUUUGACCGUACACACCAGAACGCACACGGGAGAGAAACCUUUCUCUUGUUCAGUCUGCGGUAAAGGUUUUGUGACGAGUCAAAAUCUGAAUGUGCAUGUGAGGACGCACACGGGAGAGAAACCUUUUUCUUGUUCAAUCUGCGGCAAAGGGUUUGUAACAAGUCAGAGUUUGAAUAUACACACAAGAACUCACACCAAAGAAAAACCCUUUCCUUGUUCAAUCUGUGGUAAGGGUUUUGUCACGAGUCAAAAUUUAAAAUUACACAUGAAAAUGCACACUGGCGAAAAACAUUUUAUCUGUUUAAAGUGCGGCAAAGGUUUUACACAAAGUCAGUGUUUAAAAAGACACACAAGGUUGCACGCCGAAGAAAAACCUUUUUCUUGUUCAAUCUGCGGUAAAAGUGUGAAAAAUUUGAAAAUACACAUGAGAAUACACACCGGUGAAAAAACAUAUUCCUGCUCGAGCUGCAACAGAAGCUUUUAUGACCGAUCGGAACUUGUAAGACACAUGAGAAGGCACACAGGUGAGAAAGUGUUGAGUUGCAGUGUGUGUGACCAAAGAUUCUCUUAUAAGUACCAGUUGAAGAAACACAAAUGUGCAACAGCAAAUUAAGUUAAAGGAUUUGAAUUCAACUUGCAAGACUUUGAGAACUUAGUCUAUGACAGGGGUCACCAACGCGGUGCCCGUAAGGACCAGAUGAGUCGCCCGCUGGCCUGUUCUAAAAAUAGCUCAAAUAGCAGCACUUACCAGUGAGCUGCCUCUAUUUUUAUUUUCAUUUUAUUUAUUUACUAGCAAGCUGGUCUCGCUUUGCUCGACAUUUUUCAUUCUAAGAGAGACAAAACUCAAAUAGAAUUUAAAAAUCCAAGAAAGUAUUUUAAAGACUUGGUUUUCUCUUGUUUGAAUAAAUUAAUUUUUUUUUUUUAACUUUGCUUCUUAUAACUUUCAGAAAGACAAUUUUAGAGAAAAAACUACAACCUUAAAAAUGAUUUUAGGAUUUUUAAACACAUAUACCUUUUUACCUUUUAAAUUCCUCCCUCUUCUUUCCUGACAAUUUAAAUCAACGUUGAAAUUUUUAUUUAUUUAUUUAUUGUAAAGAAUAAUAAAUAAAGUUUAAUUUAAUUCUUCAUUUUAGCUUCUGUUUUUUUGACGAAGAAUAUUUAUGAAUUACUUCUUCAAACUUACUAUGGUUAAAAUCCCCCCAAAAUAUUCUGGCAAAUCUAGAAAAUCUGUAGAAUCAAAUUUAAAUCUUAUUUUUAAUUUCUUUUAAAUUUUUUGUUCUGGAAAAUCUAGAAGAAAUAAUGAUUAGUCUUUGUUAGAAAUAUAGCUUGGUCCAAUUUGUUAUAUAUUCUAACAAAGUGCAGAUUAGAUUUUAACCUAUUUAAAACAUGUCAUCAAAAUGUUUAAAAUAAUCUUAAUCAGGAAAAAUUAAUAAUGACGUUCCAUAAAUUCUUUUUUUUUUUUUUUUAAAGAUUUGAAUUAGCUAGUUUUCCUCCUUUUUUCGGUUGAAUUUUGAAUUUUAAAGAGUCGAAAUUGAAGAUAAACUGUUUCAAAAUGUUAUUUUAUUUUUUUCCCCCUGUUUUCUCCUCUUUUAAACCAUUCAAUUAAGUGUUUUUUCAUAAUUUAUUCUCUACAAAAGACCUUCCGUAAAAGGAAAAAAAAAUGUACGAUGGAAUGACAGACAGAAAUACCCAUUUUUGUAUAUAUAUAUAUAUAUAUAUAUGUAUAUAUAUAUACAUAUAGAUGUAUUUAUCAAAGGUAAAUUGAGCUAAUUGGCUACUUCUGGCAAUUUAUUUAAGUGUGUAUCAAACUGGUAGCCCUUGGCAUUAAUCAGUACCCAAGAAGUAGCUCUUGGUUUCAAAAAGGUUGGUGACCCCUGGUCUAUGACCAGUUGACAAAGUUUUAAUGUUUUUGACAAGAUCAUUCACAAAAUGCUUUUCAGCAGGUCGUAACUCCCGAUCCUUCCUCCUCUGCUGUUCCCGGCCGCUACCGUUAAAUACAACGGGUGAUUAGAUAAUUCAUACCACCUGGGAGAUCUAAUCACCUGUUCAGCCGUGUUUCGCCGCCAACACUGCCACGCCCAUGUCUGAUCGCGCUCUGUCCUUAGCACCAUGGACCGGGGCAGUGACCUCUUCUCUUGCAGGCAGCGCUGGCCACACCUCCCUCCACAUACCACAUAUAUUGAAGUGAAUUAUGUUUUAUGAUGCUUUUUCACCAGAGAAUAAAAGUGCUUUACAUAGUGAUCUCAUUUAAACCAAUGUGGGGAACACUGGGCGCAAGGGUGAAGUGCCUUGCCCAAGGACACAACAACACAGGCAAAAGCUUUAAAGGGGAACAUUAUCAGCAGACCUAUGUAAGCGUCAAUAUAUACCUUGAUGGUGCAGAAAAAAGACCAUAUAUUUUUUCCAACCGAUUUCCGAACUCUAAAUGGGCGAAUUUUGGCGAAUUAAACGCCUUUCUGUUUAUCGCUCUGGAGGCGAUGACGUCAGAAUGUGACGUCGCCGAGGUAACACACCCACCAUUUUCAUUUUCAACACAUUACAAACACCGGGUCUCAGCUCUGUUAUUUUCCGUUUUUUUGACUAUUUUUUGGAACCUUGGAGACAUCAUGCCUCGUGGGUGUGUUGUCGGAGGGUGUAACAACACUAACAGGGAGGGAUUCAAGUUGCACCACUGGCCCCAAGAUGCCAAAGUGGCAUUGAAUGUGCCAGAGUGUCUCCACAUUUGACCGGCGAUGCUAAGACAGACAUGGCACAGAGAUGUAUGGAUAACCUGCAGAUGCAUUUGCAACGACAAAGUCAACAAAAUCACAAAGGUGAGUUUUGUUGAUGUUGACUUAUGUGCUAAUCAGACAUAUUUGGUCGCGGUGUGACUGCGAGCUAAUCGAUGCUAACAUGCUACGCUAAUCGACGCUAACAUGCUAUUUACCGGCGGUGCUAAAGCAGACAUGGCACAGAGAUGUACGGAUAACCUGCAGAUGCAUUUGCAACGUUAAAGUCAACGAAAUCACAAAGGUGAGUUUUGUUGAUGUUGACUGCCAGCUAAUGGAUGCUAACAUGCUACGCUAAUCGAUGCUAACAUGCUAUUUACCGGCGGUGCUAAAGCAGACAUGGCACAGAGAUGUAUGGAUAACCUGCAGAUGCAUUUGCAACGUUAAAGUCAACGAAAUCACAAAGGUGAGUUUUGUUGAUGUUGACUGCGAGCUAAUGGAUGCUAACAUGCUACGCUAAUCGAUGCUAACAUGCUAUUUACCGGCGGUGCUAAAGCAGACAUGACACAGAGAUGUAUGGAUAACCUGCAGAUGCAUUUGCAACUAUAUUACGUUUCCUUCCACCCGCAUUUAAUGCGAAACAAACACUUACCAAUCGACGGAUUUAAGUGUCACAAGAUGCGAAAGUCCUGAUCGUUUGGUCCGCACAUUUUACCGGCGAUGCUAACGCAGCUAUUCGGCCAUGCUAUGGCUAUGAAUUCGCUCAAUAGCUUCAGUUUCUUCAAUAUUUUCAUACUCCAACCAUCUGUUUCAAUACAUGCGUAAUCUGUUGAAUCGCUUAAGUGGCUGAAAUCCGAGCUUGAAUCCGAGCUAAUGUCGCUAUAUCUUGCUGUGCUAUUCCCAUUGUUUGUUUACAUUGGCAGCACUGUAUGACGUCACAGGGAAAUGGAUAAUGGCAUCGCAAAUAGUGAAAAUCAAGCACUUUAAAGCUUUUUUUAGGGAUAUUCGGAGACCAGUAAAAUUUUGAAAAAAAUUUAAAAAAAAAAACAAGCCACUGGGAACUGAUUUUUAUUGUUUUUAACCCUUUUGAAAUUGUGAUAAUGUUCCCCUUUAAGUCGGACUUGCAGGAACCCUCAAGUUGCUGGCAUGGCCGCUCUACCAGCUGAGCAACAUAACUUGUGAUAUCAUGUCUGCAACACAAUCUUGUUGAUAUGUUUUUACCAUUUAUAGAUCAUGUGAUUGUCGUCAUUUCAAUGCAUGCAUGAAUUAGUAUGCAAUGUUGUGUACUUUUUUUUCUAAAUGUACUUGAGUAAUUUGACUAAAUGGGUGAGUAAACACUACAAAACAUGUUAUAUGCAAUAAACAUUUCAUGUGUAUAUGGAUAUUCAUCAUUCACUUCUAUAUUUAUUCAUACAAGUGUUUGUUAUAGGUUUUCAAAACAAUUAAGUGUUACAUAUUUUUAUAUGUAAUUCUAAAUGAUUGCAUGGAUGAAGUCGUUUAUAACAGUGGUCCCCAACCACCGGGCCGCGAAUAAUU
Messenger RNA from Nerophis ophidion (straightnose pipefish), 5309 nucleotides. RefSeq names its product zinc finger protein 501-like. Bases 224 to 1678 code for a protein of 484 amino acids. NCBI's taxonomy places the organism in Eukaryota, Metazoa, Chordata, Actinopteri, Syngnathiformes, Syngnathidae. The transcript is spliced from 3 exons. The record is from RefSeq and is a predicted model, not a curated record. Gene Ontology annotation, cellular component: nucleus.